Plenodomus lingam JN3 is the source of this 1260-nucleotide messenger RNA. RefSeq lists its product as uncharacterized. NCBI's taxonomy places the organism in Eukaryota, Fungi, Ascomycota, Dothideomycetes, Pleosporales, Leptosphaeriaceae. The record is from RefSeq and is a predicted model, not a curated record.
AUGAAAACAGAAUCUGAGAUGAUUCCGAACAUUGCCAUACUUGGCACGUGCGAUACCAAGCUUGAAGAGUUGCUCUUCUUGCGCGACGAGAUAUUAAUGCACAACGUCAAUGUCACCUUGAUAGAUGUCGGUCAAAAACCCAUCAAAAGCGAUGCGAUAUCUCUGAGCCAAGAAGAACUGGUAAAGCAGCAUGGCAGCAAGGAAGACUUGGCUCAACUCCCACGAGGAGAGGUCAUCAAAUUCAUGGCUAGAUGUGCCACAGCCGCAGUUCAUUCCAUGUUUGAAGAAGGUGGUGUUCACGCAAUCAUCGCGGCCGGUGGAUCUGGUGGCACUUCCCUGGCUGCACAGGUUAUGAGAGAUGCAUUGCCUGUUGGAUUCCCCAAAUUAAUCGUCUCCACUAUCGCCAGCGGGGACACAGGCCCUAUCAUACAAGAGACGGACAUAACACUCAUGUAUAGUGUUGUGGAUGUGGCGGGACUAAAUCAAGUACUACGUAAUAUUCUCAGUAAUGCAGGGGCAGCUAUUGCUGGCAUGGCACAAGCGUAUGCAUCAAGAGUACAACCGCCAGAAUCUUCAAGCAAGAAGCGAGUAGGCGUGACAAUGUUCGGCGUCACAACACCUGCUGUGGAUACCAUUCGCAAACAUCUUGAGUCAAACUACAAAAUCGAAGCGUACGUGUUUCACGCGACUGGUCAUGGCGGUAAAGCUAUGGAGCGACUUGUCCGUGAAGGGGCUAUCGAUGCGGUAUUAGAUCUGACCACGACCGAAAUUUGUGACCACUUAACUGGAGGAAUCAUGAGCGCCGGACCGCACCGAUUAGAAGCUGCAGCCGAAGCGGGAAUACCCAACAUCAUAUCCGUUGGAGCGACUGACAUGUCAAAUUUCGGUCCCAUUAGCACGGUGCCAGAGCGAUAUCAAGGCCGCAAACUCUACGAGCACAACCCAGUCAUUACUCUCAUGAGGACUUCGAAAGAGGAGUCGCGCGAAAUCGGCUUGUUCAUUGCUGGCAAGAUUCGAAAUCACGCGAAAGACCCCAAUGCGAUAGAAGUGUGGUUACCAAAAGGCGGCGUAAGCGCAAUCGCCACACACGGCCAACCGUUCGCAGAUGGAGAUGCAGAUGCAGCCCUUCGUGAUGCUGUUAUCCAUGGACUAGCGGGUAGUGGAGUGCGUAUUGUAGAGGAUGAUCGAGAUAUCAACGAUGAAGGCUUUGCACAAGAUAUCGCGGACACGCUGGCCAUGAAAAUGGGCCUCAUCAAGUAA